GCUCUGCCAGCUGAUUGGCUGCCUUGCACAGAGGCUCAGGUGCUGGCUGAAUUCUGAAAAUGGAAUCACCCAACAGAGUUCCCUGAUUCAGAGUAACACCCUUGAAAACUAGGUCGCACUCUCUUUUUAUUAGACUAUUACAUUACUGUUCAAAUAAUAAGAAUAAUUACAAAAUGUAAGUUCAUCAGUACUUGGACGUGACAGUACAGAAUUAACUGGACGUAAGCCUCAGCGUGGACAGCAGUGUCAGUCUUAUGCAAGUCGCGUGACUGGCUACAUUGGCGCUGCAUUCGGGUUUUGCUGCAUAAUUUUUUUAAGAGACUUGCAAUUGCACCGAGAAGUAUCGGUGAGUUAUUUAGGAGUGUUGUUUUCAUUAACUUUGAAUAGGAUUCCUUGACCUAAGGAAAGGGCGACUGGAGGACUGUAUCUGGCUGCACUGGCUCUUUUCCUACACAGACAUCCAUCCUGUCAAUAUAUAUGCCCCUUGGUGAGAGUUGAUUGAAGGCCUGUGUUGAGAACCUGCCAGGAACAAUGGGGAGGAAGUUGGAUCUUUCAAGUCUGACUGAAGAUGAAGCUGACCAUGUACUUCAGGUGGUCCAGAGGGACAUGUGUCUUCGGAAAAAAGAGGAGGAACGCCUGAAUGAAAUGAAACAGCAGCUUGAUGAAGAAGGCAGCAAAUGCACAAUCCUCGCCAGACAGAACAAGUUUAAUGACCACUGCUGCAUGCGCUGCUGCUCUCCUUUCACGUUCCUCAUAAAUACUAAGCGCCAGUGCCUGGACUGCAAAUUCAAUGUGUGCAAGAGCUGCAGCAGCUACAUCAAGAAAGAAAAGGCAUGGAUCUGUGCUGUUUGCCAGAAGAGCAGGCUUCUAAGAACGCAAUCUUUGGAAUGGUACUACAAUAACAUCAAAAGCCGAUUCAAGCGCUUUGGCAGUUCCAAGGUUUUGAAGAUGUUAUACAGAAAGCAUUGUGCAGAAAGAGGAGCUUUCUCAGACAUAGGAGGCAUUCAUGAAGAAAGCGUUGACAAUGCAGAAAGCACCUGUGGCAGCGACUCUACGUUUUACAGACAAAGUGAAGGGCACAGUAUGGCAGAAACCCUUACAGUCGCACUUCGAGUUGCAGAGGAAGCAAUAGAGGAGGCGAUUUCUAAGGCUGAGGAGUAUAGGGGUAGUUUGGAGAAGCAAAAUGAGGCCCAUUACCUACGUGAUAACAAAGAAAAACUAAUAGAGGAACUUGCCACUACAAUUGUGCAAAAAAUUAUAAGGAGGAGAAAGAAUUCAGAGAUGCAGCCAGACUCCGAGAUGGCAUGGCCUCUGUCCCGAAGCAGUGGCCAGACAUCCCCGACAAUCUCUGAGCACAGUACUGUCACCUCUCAGACGAGCCACAAGGGAUCCCACAUCUUAUGGAGAUCUCAGUCUGCUUUCUCUCUCACCGGUGACAAACCUCCAGAACAACCAAUGGAUUCCAACUGGAAGUCUACUAUUUCUGAAGCAAUAUGGAGCAGGCAAGAGGGAUAUCCCAGCCUGAAAAAUGAUCCCAAGACAUUUACUCUUCCAAGCUGGAGAAGCAUGGAUAGGCUGGAUAAUUCUACUCCAUCUUCUGUUUUGCAAAGUCCUGAUGGAAACUGGAUAGCCCUGCAAAGCACAUUUCAGCCCCGCCCAAGUUUGGUUACCAAACCCAAAAGCCAGGUGUUCACAGCUCUUGAAAGGGAGUCUGCCACUAUAUCUGCCUAUGAUGACCUGGGCUCAGAUACUGAAGAUGAAUAUGAUUUAAAUGAGUUAAGAAGGCGGCCACGAAGGCUCUCAGGUGAAACCUACUACACUGACUCCCAGUAUGAUCCUGAGUGGACAAAUACAAGGCAUCGGCCUGUCAACUCCCCAUCCUCUGGGCAGUACACUGACACAGAGACCAUGUUCUCUGAUUCAGAAACCUCCUCUGUGCAUUCUGUGAGAGACAGCCUGCUACAGAUCUGCAAGCAGCAGGUACUGAAGAGGAAAGGCCCAGACCAUGGCGAGGCACUUGAUAUCAACUUUAACCCACAAGCAUAUGGUUUGGGUACUGUGGACAGUAGCGAAGCAGAGGAGCCCAACAAGGAUUCUGUCAGGAGGUCUCGGCGCAGGAGGAAAAGCAAACCUUUGUCUAGAGAGCAUGCCCACGACAGACAGAGCUAUCAAGCACAAUCUACAGCUGCCUACCAGCAGAUCUAUGAUGAUUCACUGGGAGCAGGUGCUGUUAACGGAGGCUUCCAUCCACAAAGAGAAGCAGAUGCCUUGGAGAUGAAACUGAAGUCAAAGUUAUCUGAGCUGACUGCUAAUGUAAGCGAUAAUGAAUCUUCUUCAGGAGAAGAGAGGGAGAAGGAGGACAUCAGACUGACUCAGGUACCACUGGAGAGCUCCUGUUAUGAAGAGAGACAAAUCAUUCAGGAGGAUACCAGGAAGAAGUAUUCUGCUGUUUCUCUCUGCAACAUCACAAUGGAGGUCCUCAAAGUGAUCAAUGCCACAGAGGAGUUGAUUGAGGAAGCUACAGGGGACAGUGACUGUAUGUCAAAACUGCAGGACAAGGGGAGACUCUGUGAGGGAACAGACACUGGAAAACUUCAAGAACACCUUGCCAAACUGGAGGAAAACGUCUAUCUGACCGCUAGCACUGUUUAUGGCCUUGAAGGACAACUGGGUGACCUGGAAGACUGUGCACGCAGCAUUAACAGCAUAACCACUGAGAAUCAACUAGCUCAUUUGGAGGAUCAAGUAGCAUCAGCAGCAGCACAAGUUCACCGAGCAGAGAUCCAGAUAUCAGAUAUUGAGAUUAGUAUUUCAGCCCUUAAAAAUGCAGGUUUGAAUGUAACCCCAUGUAUGCAAUUGGCAGCACAAAAGGAACAAACACCACGCCAGCCACAAACCAUAGAUACUUCGCGUCAACAGAGAAGAAAACUUCCAGCCCCACCAAAAGGAGACAAGAUCAGUCCUGCCCUAACAGUAACUGGAAGGACCUUCAGCAGAAACUCCUUCAGAACAAAGAGCUUUAAAUGAAAGGAAAAAUAGUGCCAAAGACCAUACAACACAGAAGUCAGAUGUGCGCUCAGAUUUAAUGUACUAAGACCACACUCCUACACUGCGAAGAACAUACUGCCUACAGCUGUACACAACAGUGCCUUUAUUCAGCAACCAUGAAAAGGCUUUAAUAGGAAAUGGGCUUGCAAUAGUCCUAAUCUGGUCAUACUAAUGGAGCUCCACUUUGAUACCUCCCUGUGUUCAUCCUAAAUAUUGUGGCUUUUUGAUGGAAAUUUGCUGCCUUAAGUUAAAGAGACUUGCUGGAUCAAAGAUGGGGUGCUUUGGCCAUUAAUUAAACAUGUUAUGGGAAGCACAUUUCCUUUUAUUUGUAUGCAAGGGUGGUGUUCAUGUUCUAGUCAUAUUUUUUUUAAAAUAAAUAUUAUGUGUAAAUAACAAAAUUUAAAACUUUUAAUAAUUUUGAUUUCUAAAUAUGUCUGUAAUGUAAAAUAAAGUAAAACAUCACCAUGUGAGACUGAAGUUUGCUAUCAGUAAUGGUUGUUUAUGCAAUACAAUUUUGUAAUUAUUUUUUUUUUGUUAAAUUGUUUUAAAAAAAAUAACGUCAUUAAGUUGUUUGGUAAUCAUUACCACUAACAGGUGCUGAUAGUGGCUGGGAAAUAUUUCAUUUUAUGCAACCAGUCCUUAUAAAGAGAACAGGCACUAUUCACAAAGCUUUGAUACAUCAGUUAUUAAAGCUACCGAUGAAUAAAACGCUUUUAUAUUCAUGAAACUCAUAUGGAUUGUUGGUGAAAAACUGUGUUAAAUGUUAUAUCAGUAUCAAACUAUUUAUAGAAUCAAAACAAGUAAACAAAAUCCUUGAAUAAUCCUUAUGUGAUUUUAAAGUGCUUUUUUGUUGUUCUGUCAGCCAAUUAAAACCUCUUGUAAUAAUGUGUUUGACAAAUGGGGUGUUUAAAUAAUGCUGUACAUGGCAGGAAUCUGUUAAAAUCUACUGGCUGGUGGCGGAGGAGCGGUUUAUAUGGUAUCCUAGAGAGGGGUCACGGCAAGUACCUAUAAAGGAGUAAAUGUGAGGUAGGGCCAAGGUGAUUGUUUUCCAUCACAAAACCCCUGGAGCAAAAUCUGUGUUAUGGUUUACAGUAUUAUUCUGACCAUUCUUCAGACAAUAAUGUCCUUAGUAUAACCUGGAAUGGCUUUAACUUAUGUGCAGUUGGCAGUUGUAUUCCAUCUCUGUAACUGCUUUCAUAGGUAAAACAAAAAUACUGUACUGUGUAUUGGGUAGAAGUAAAAGAACCACUUAUUCCACUUGCCAAUAUAACAUGUUUGCCCUCUGCUCAUGGGUUAUGGUCAUUUGAAUGCCAGAGGUGUAGUAUAACUGAAAGGAAUUGAAAACCAAAGCUAUUGAUGGCUUCAAAGCAGAUACAAUGAUGGGCUUUUUACACACUGGCCCCAUAGUUUGUGGUACACAGUUUGGCAUACAUAUAAUAUGUAGUCUCGCUAAGCAAAAUUUGUCAUCUGCACUAAAAUUUAUGUCAGUUUAGGCUGUUUUAUCAAUUAAAUAUUGUUCUGUAUAGGUAUUGUAAAUGAAAAGUGUGUCAAAUACUGUAUGUCACAUGGAAAACAAAUCUGUGAAUUAGUUGCAAACAAAGAAGAUAUUUCCCUCUUCAUUGUAUGGGGUUCUUUAGUUUGUCAUUAAUGUUUUGAAAUAUUUUAUUUUGUACUUCAGUGACAAAAUGAGUUCUAGAUAACAACAAUUAUACUGUAUAACUUGCUUAAUAUUUUAGCACUGAACAAUUAUGAUGAUGAAGAAAAGAGUAUAUACUUGAUCAUUUUGUGUUGAAAAUCAUAUCAGCCGAAGGGAAAUAUGUCAAGCCCUUAAGUUUCAACAUACAUUAUUGAUAGUAUUGAACUGUACAGGCAUGUUUUUAAGCAACUUAUAAUGCCAGUAUUUUUUGUAUUGAAGUUCUCCUUUCUAUAUACAGUAUUGUUUUGUUGUUAAAUAUGUUUCCAUAAUGUAUAUAUCCACCAGUGAUAUAUAUAGUACUGUGCAAAAGUUUUAGGCAGGUGUGAAAAAAUGCUGUAAAGUAAGAAUGCUUUCAAAAAUAGACAUGUUAAUAGAUUAUAUUUAUCAAUUAACUAAAUGCAAAGUGAAUGAACAGAAGAAAAAUCAAAAUCAAAUCCAAAUCCUUUGCCUUCAAAACAGCAUCAAUUCUUCUAGGUACACUUGCACAAAGUCAGGGAUUUUGUAGGCAUAUAGUCAGGUGUAUGAUUAAACAAUUAUACCAAACAGGUGCUAAUGAUCAUCAAUUCAAUAUGUAGGUUGAAACACAAUCAUUAACUGAAACAGAAACAGCUGUGUAGGAGGAAUAAAACUGGGUGAGGAACAGCCAAACUCAGAAAAAUGGCAGCAGGUGCUCUGGACUGAUGAGUCAAAAUUUGAAAUAUUUGGCUGUAGCAGAAGGCAGUUUGUUUGCCGAAGGGCUGGAGAGCGGUACACGAAUGAGUGUCUGCAGGCGACAGUGAAGCAUGGUGGAGGUUCCUUGCAAGUUUGGGGCUCCAUUUCUGCAAAUGGAGUUGGGGAUUUGGUCAGAAUUAAUGGUCUCCUCAAUGCUGAGAAGUACAGGCAGAUACUUAUCCAUCAUGCAAUACCAUCAGGGAGGCAUCUGAUUGGCCCCAAAUUUAUUCUGCAGCAUGACAACGACCCCAAACAUACAGCGAAAGUCAUUAAGAACUAUCUUCAGCGUAAAGAAGAACAAGGAGUCCUGGAAGUGAUGGUAUGGCCCCCACAGAGCCCUGAUCUCAACAUCAUUGAGUCUGUCUGGGAUUACAUGAAGAGAGAGAAGCAACUGAGGCUGCCUAAAUCCACAGAAGAACUGUGGUUAGUUCUCCAAGAUGUUUGGGCCAACCUACCUGCCGAGUUCCUUCAAAAACUGUGUGCAAGUGUACCUAGAAGAAUUGAUGCUGUUUUGAAGGCAAAGGGUGGUCACACCAAAUAUUGAUUUGAUGUAGAUUUUUCUUCUGUUCACUCACUUUGCAUUAUAUAUAAUAUAUAUGUAGUCCCUGUAAUAACUAUCUUACCUCAGACAUUACUUAAUAAUUAUUUUAAAAAAUCAAAAUAAUAAUAAUUCUGGUGAAUUCUGUUUGAGUCAGUUGCAAAAAAGAAAAGAAUAAUAAUAUAUGCCAUUAAAGGAUUUUGUGUAGGGUUAUGCUGGUUUUUCUGAGGUAAGUACAAUUUACACAUUUAUUUAAAAAACACCCAAGAACAUUUCUGGACUAAAUUAAUUAGUGUAAAUUUUGUACAUAUACAAAACCUUUCAAAUACUUGCCAUAACAGGUCAACCCUCCAACCUGCAAGAAGUUCAAAUUGUUCUGGGUGGAUACAUGACUGUUGUCUCAUUCAGAAAGUUGCUGAUAAGAGUCUCAAGUCUCAACCAUCUAAAAAAAAAAAAAAACUGUUCCGUAUUUUGUGUAGUCAUAGACAAGCUCUUGUCUACCACAUUUUAGUUUUUUGACAAUUGAGAUUUAGACUGACUUGAUGAGAUGCAGCUUUUAUACACAGUAAAACCUUUAAAAAUCACUUUUAAAGGGACUCGUAUUAAUUUAACUGUUAAUUAUUAUACUUUUUUUUAAAUUUGGUACUACAGUUAUUACAAUGUACUAUGCAUGUACUAAGAAAUAAAUAAUAAUAAUAAUAAUGUACAGCUAUGGCCAAAAGUUCUUCAUCACACUCUAUAAUAAUCUAAUUUUGCUUCAUAAAGUUGAAUGAAAUCUGCUGAUAAUGUUACUUUAACAUUGAAUUACAUACCACUGUAGUUUUCUAUAUCGUUUUUUGUUGUUUAUGUAUAUAGUUGUCUUUAUGUAUAUAGUUUUCCAUAUACAUAAAGAACAACUGACAAACAAAUGCAAAAUGUGACAUUUCAAAGUCUGAAAUACUGUACUACUAUUAUGGCUUCCAGUAGCCUGUUACAAUAUAAUUUUGUAGUUUAUUUGAUUAUAUGUUAAAUAAAAGAUCUAAAUUCUGUUCAUAUAGUUUUUUUUUUAUUAUUUUUUUUAUUAUGUCUCAAACCUAACAUUCUAAGUGAGGCAAAACUUUUGGCCAUAGCUGUACAGUGCAGUGUUCUAAUUGAAUAUUAAAGGGCUUUAAAUAAAUUGCAGUGUUCUCUAUCCCCUGUAUUGUGCAACUAUAUUACUUACUUACAAACUGCAACUUAACAUGUAAAAAAUGUUGUUAAAAGCAUUAUGUGUAGUUUGAAGCGAUGGAAAUCAGUUGCAAGGCAGUGUCCAAAUAACCAAAGUGAGAUCAGGAGAUUGACUCCUGUUGUAUUCUGUCAGGGGCAAAAAAAAAUUACAAUUGUAUUUGUAGUUAAAUACUUAAAUAUAGUCCAACUUUUUUGGGGACAUUAUCAAAUUCAUUGUAGUGUGUAGUCUUGAUUUUAUGAAAGCUAUCCCUUUUAUUUUGGGUAUAGUACAGUAUGUCGUCUUGAUUAUUUUUUAUUUAUUUUUUUUCUUAGCAAACACCCUUAUCCAGGGCGACUUACAGUCGUAAACAAAAAUACAUUUCAAGAAUCACAUGGUGGACCAUAGGAGGAUAGUAGGAGCUAUUCAAUUGAAAUUCCAAAAGCCAAAUUCCACUACAAUCUAUAGUAUCUUGUAUAUACCCCACUGAAAACCCUGUGUAGUUUCUUUAAAAACAAGAUACAAAUAUGAUCUAUUACAUUGUCUUCAUAUUUUCUGUCUUUUUAAUUCUACCAGUUGUUGGAAACAGUUGAAGUCUUUUAUUUUUUUUAAAUUAAAUUUAGUAAUCACCAAUUAAUUUUACCCCGUUUUCUCCUAAUUUGAAAUGUCCAAUUGUAUUUAGGCUCAGCUCACCGCUACCCACCUGCACUGACUCGGGAGCAGCAAAGACGAACACACACUGUCCUCUGAAGCAUGUGCUGUCAGCCGACUGCUUCUUUUCGCUAUGCAGGCCCGCCAUGCGGCCAACCCAGAGCUAGUGUCAGAGGACAACGCAGCUCUGGGCAGCUUAUAGGCAAGCCCGCAGGUGCCCGGCCAGUCUACAGGGGUCAAUGGUGCGUGGUGAGCCGAGGACAUCCUGGUCGACCCAAGCCCUCCCCCUCCCCCGGUGGUGCUCAGCCAAUCGUGCACCGCCCCCUGGGAACUCCCGUCCACAGUCGGCAGUGGAAUAGCCUGGACUUGAACCGGCGAGUUCAGGCUAUAGGGUGCAUCCUGCACUCCACGUGGUGCGCCUUUAUCAGAUACGCCACUCGGGAGCCCCCAGGAAACAGCUGAAGUCUUAUGUGAAUACAUUGAUGGUGUGUUGUUCAGCAAAAAAUUAUUUGUUUUAAAAUCAGUUUUUACACAACGAAACCUGCAUUGAAGAUAGCCUUUCUGAAACUUUUUGAUAUCAAGGCAACUUUAAGCAGCAAGACCAAGAUGUUUUUGCAUUGAAUGCUUCCAUUAUGUUUUUAGACACUCAUGUUUUUUGUUUAUGUUUCAGAUCAGACAGGGAUAUAUAGAAGUCCUUACCAGAAACACAGCAAGGGACUAACAUAUGUAAUUACAAUUAUUUUGCUUUUGUUUAUUUUUUUAUAGUAAACAAUAUCUGAAAAUAAUUUGAAUUUUACAAAAAUCCUUUCUUUGUAAUUGUUAGGUAUCAUGUAAAUGUACAUUUAUUCCAUCAAAUGAUAAUUAUUUCUAGUGCAAUGUAUCAAAAAUGAACAUUUGUGUCAAUAUACUGGGUUCUGAAUGAUUGCAGUAAAGUAUACUAUGCACAUCUUGCUCUACACGUAUCUAUUAAUUAGCUAAACCUGUUGAUUGUUUAAGUUCAUUAUGUGUGAAAAUUUAUUUAUAAACUCAAAGAAUAUACUGCAAUCAGAAAUGUCCACAUUCAAUGUCAUGUGCUUCAGUUUGAAUACAG
This is a messenger RNA of Acipenser ruthenus (sterlet), 8917 nucleotides long. Its product is annotated as rab effector MyRIP-like. Gene Ontology annotation, cellular component: cortical actin cytoskeleton. Lineage: Eukaryota; Metazoa; Chordata; Actinopteri; Acipenseriformes; Acipenseridae. The transcript has 17 exons. Bases 532 to 3027 code for a protein of 831 amino acids. The record is from RefSeq and is a predicted model, not a curated record. Gene Ontology annotation, molecular function: actin binding; small GTPase binding; myosin binding. Gene Ontology annotation, biological process: intracellular protein transport.